AUGGAUUCUACGAUGAAGUGCAUGCGUCGAUAUCAAAGUCAGCGAAUGUGGCAAUCAUUUCAGGGAGGAUUUCCUCCACUAUCCAACUACUUAUUUUUGGGUGAUUAUGUGGAUAGAGGUAAACAAAAUCUUGAAGUAAUCUUACUAGUGAUUGCAUAUAAGGAUGUUUUCUGCGUGAUGCCUUUGACAGCUCUUGUUGGCGACAAAAUCCUCUGCAUGCACGGCGGUCUGUCGCCUCAUUUGGAAUCACUGGAACAACUCAGAAAUAUUCCUAGGCAAGUCAGAAAGCUCCCACAAAAUACUUGGCCCACUGAAGCAAUCGGAGCAACUCUGGAAAUGGAUCUGCUUUGGGCAGACCCGGUGAUCGGAUUGAAUGGUUUUCAGGCGAACAUGCGUGGUGCCUCAUAUGGUUUUGGACCCGAUAUUCUGGCCAAGUUCUGCCAAAUGCUCAACAUCGAUUUGGUUGCAAGAGCUCAUCAAGUAGUGCAGGAUGGCUACGAGUUCUUCGGAGGACGGAAACUUGUGACCAUCUUCUCAGCCCCUCACUAUUGUGGCCAGUUCGACAACGCUGCCGCGAUGAUGACCGUCGAUGAAAAUCUACAAUGUUCCUUCGAAAUUCUUCCGUCCAUCCGUCGGCAAGCCUCAGCCGAAGAUUAUUCCUACUGCUAUGGGAUCUCCUGGAGCGCCUGCGUGUCAAUGAUACUCACCCAUUUAAUAAACUUGUUCACAGCUUUAUAG
Cooperia oncophora is the source of this 738-nucleotide messenger RNA. The record is from the annotation of a GenBank genome assembly. Lineage: Eukaryota; Metazoa; Nematoda; Chromadorea; Rhabditida; Trichostrongylidae.